UUGGCCUCGCGCCCGCCGCCGGCUGCCGGGCUGAGGUUGAGCGGGCCGCAGCUACCCCGGCCGACGCGCACCCUCGACGUCCCUGCGCCCGCCUGGGGACGGUGUGGACGUCGCAGGUAGCCGGGAAACGUUAUUUAAUGAAAAGUUCAUGCUUGCAGAGUAAACAUGGCGGGCUUCCUAGAUAACUUCCGAUGGCCGGAGUGUGAGUGCAUCGACUGGAGCGAGAGGAGAAACACCGUGGCCUCUGUGGUUGCAGGCAUAUUGUUUUUUACAGGUUGGUGGAUAAUGAUCGAUGCCGCGGUGGUCUAUCCUAAGCCUGAGCAGUUGAACCACGCUUUUCACACAUGUGGUGUGUUUUCCACACUGGCUUUCUUCAUGAUAAACGCCGUAUCCAACGCGCAGGUGAGAGGCGACAGCUAUGAGAGCGGCUGUUUGGGACGGACAGGUGCCCGCGUCUGGCUCUUCAUCGGCUUCAUGCUGAUGUUCGGCUCACUCAUCGCCUCCAUGUGGAUCCUCUUUGGUGCUUACGUCACUCAGAAUAUUGAUGUUUAUCCUGGACUAGCUGUGUUCUUUCAAAAUGCUCUUAUAUUUUUUAGCACUCUGAUCUACAAAUUCGGAAGAACUGAAGAGCUCUGGACUUGAGAUCGCCUCUCAAAUUGCACCCUCCUCUUGUUCAGUUCUGUUCUUAGAUCACUUUAUCUCUGGUAUAAUUUACACAUUGCCAAAUGGAACAGAUUGUACACUGAGUGUUUGAUUUCUUCACAGUUUUAUGCUCUGAGAUUAGAAUUGCUCUUGCAAAAUGUCUGUCUUGGUUUUUCAUUGGCGGACAAGUUAAUAUGUACAUAAUCCACAACCACACAAUACAUAAUACGUGAUGCUGGAUGUCAGGGUUUAUUCCGAGGCGCUCAGAUUAGUAUGUGUCUUAAGCUGGGGUUCUAUUGUCUUGGUGUUUAGAGGUAAAUACUCUGUCUUGGUGUCUGAUGUUGGACAGUGAACAAAAUGCACAGCUCCACGUCUCUGCAGUGGCCUGAGCUGUCAGAGAAGGCGUGCACAUUUGCCAGCUGUAAUUUAUUUUGGCUUGGAAAUGAGACUUUUUUAAAAGGAAAAAUGUUUGUGUGUAUGUAUAUAUUAGAGAACUGGACUUUUUAUAUGAAGACUUUUUAAAUGCUCAAAGGCCUAGUUUGAAGCCCCCUUUAAAAAGAAUUCCUCACCCGUGACUUUUAUUUGAGAAGGGAUAACACUCUCAGAAAAGCUCUAUUUGUUGGAGUUAAUGUAAAAGGACUGCAGGUGGCUGAACAGUGUGCUCCCGGUUGUCUCCUAUGGCUCAACACCAUCCGGCAUCACACGCUCAAGCAGUGACCCUGACAUACAUGUCACAAAAAGUGGAAUAAUUAGAUUGCUUCCUGAAGGGCCACAGCCAUUUGAUUCUCCUAGCCCUUGGCUCCCAUGCUCUUGUCUCUGGCUUCAGGUGACCAGAUGCUGCACAACAGCUCGUGUGCUGAAAGCCACGCUCCACCCCGGAAGCCCCUCCGCCACGUCUGAGUGCUUGCCCCAUGUCUCUUCCUCCAGGCUUUCCUUUGUUGUGAAGAUUCUGUAUUGCACUCUUAACCCCAGAGGGAUUUUUAUAAAACCUUUUGCAGAAAACAAUAAUAUUAGUGGUAGAAUAUGCAACUUUCAAUGCAGGCCUUACGUUUCUUAGCUUGCCUCCCCGAGAGAGAGGCCUCACCAAGCAUAGCGCGUGAAGCGGCUGCGGAUUGCUGCGCCUUCAUCUAGAUGCGUCUCGCUUCGUGACUCCGCUGUCAGCCCUUCAAAAUGCUGCUUUGUCUGGCUUCCGGAACACGGCGAAGCUAAUCACACAUUUCCAUUCUUAGAGUCUAAUGCAAUAAAUAUUCCUCGUACCCGCACUGUACAGCUAGGUGUGCUGGGGACAUGAUCCGCAGCCCCGCUCUCUGUUAUUCUCCAUUGUCCCAGUUAACCCUAUCCAAGACACAUGACUUCAGCACGCCAGUGUGGAGGUUUAUGAAGGGCAGCCCUGAAGACCGACUGACAAUGCUGCUGGCUUCUUUUGUGUUCAUGAAUUUUGGUUUAGUUGUGAGCAUUCUGUUGAUUUUCUCUGUUACCUCAAUAAAUGAGAGACGCUGUUAGCGCCCUCUCCCAGGUGUUGUGAUCAGUAGAAGAAGCCUCGGUGAUCCUCUAAAUGCACAUGAUUCUCCUAAUAAAAGUCUUUAUUUGUUACUCAA
This is a messenger RNA of Microtus oregoni (creeping vole), 2240 nucleotides long. It is a transcript of the gene Tmem50b, whose product is annotated as transmembrane protein 50B. The transcript is spliced from 7 exons. Bases 166 to 642 code for a protein of 158 amino acids. Lineage: Eukaryota; Metazoa; Chordata; Mammalia; Rodentia; Cricetidae. The record is from RefSeq and is a predicted model, not a curated record. Gene Ontology annotation, biological process: late endosome to vacuole transport via multivesicular body sorting pathway; protein targeting to vacuole.